AUUGAGUCUUCAUGACAGCAACAGCUUAGAGGCAAUGUCCAAUUGCCAGCACAACUUCCCGGAGUUACUUUCCCCAAUUAUGGAUAUUUUCUCUUUAUACACUCCUUGUUAAAAACGUCAGGGAUGGCUGUUUCAAAGGUGUACACUUUCCUGUGGGGUGCAGGUAUAGUUUUUGUGAUUUUACCUCACUUAAAUCUGGGAUUGUUGUCUGACUACAAGAUCUGUGCAGAUUCUGAGUGUGCAAGCUUGAUGAGCAGGGUACAGGCCAUCAGGGACCACCGUGGUAAAGAUUGUCGUUUCCUUAGCUUCAAAAGAGGAGAGUCCAUCUUUGUUUACCACAAACUGACAGGAAAGAGGGAAGACCUCUGGGCAGGCAGUAUUGACCAAGAGUUUGGCCAUUUCCCAAAGGAUGCAGUGGUAGAGGAGCAGGUUUAUGUGACUUCGGAGAAAAUAGUGGAGACACAGGAAUCAGACUUCUUCUGUAUGGAUGAGUCUGGGUAUAUCAUUGACUCCAGUCAUUUGGACCCUGAUUAUGAAGGUGAUGACAGUGAUCAGAUAAUCCCAAUCCAGGAGUCAGAAACAACCCAAACCAGCCCGAAUACCGAUGACACUAAUGCUGGAAGUCCUUCAACACCUGAAGAUGUCUCUACAGAAUCUCCACCGCCAGCGCGGCAAUCUGAGGGCGCAUCAGCAGGAGAGAACGAAGAGAAAAAUGAUGACGAUGAAGGUGCCGGGACUGAUGAGGAAGAGCCCGAGACUCCUGCGGCUCCGAACGAACAAGGUGGGUCUCCCUCCUCUUCCUGGCUCAGUUCUUCAGUGACAGGAUGGUUAGGUCUGGGGGAAGAGGAAAAAGCUGCCAAUGUGGCUGAAGAAGAGAAGAAAGACGAGAUUGAGGAGACGCAGGCUGAAGGUUCUUACACUUCUUCAAUGAUGGGGUGGGUGGGGCUAGGAGGAGGAGGAGGAGGAGGAGGAAAACCUGAUGAUGCCGAAGAGAGCUCAAAUAGUCCAGAAGAAGAUGGAGAAACUGCUGAUUCUUUCACUUCAACCAUGACCGGGUGGCUUGGUUACAGAAGCGAUAAAAAGACAGAACAAGAGCAUGAUGAAGAAGUAGAAACAGAUGAAGAAGAAGAACAGGCAGAGAAAUUCAGGAGCAGGAAAUUGUCUCUGGACCUGGAAGCCAAUCAAUUGCAAGUUGAGGAGGAGAAGGAAGAGAUGGGGACAUUGGGUUGGCUGGGAAGUGGUCUCUCCAGCACACUGGGGUUUGGCUUGACCAAUCAGGAGUCAGAAGAGGGCGGAGAGGCUGAGGAGGUGAGCCAGAAGGAAGAGGAACAGCCAGCAUCCAGCUCAUGGUUAGAUUUAGGGAUCACGGAUAUGUUGGGCUUCGGGAACGAUGAGAAUGAAGAGAAUGAAGAGACAGAGGAGGACGAAACCUUAAAAGAACCAACAGGCUCACAGAACGUGGUGGACACCAGUCAAUCACAACCUGCACCGACAGAGCCAAGCUUAGAGAGACUGGAAGAAGAAGAAAAGAGACAGGCAGCACAGCAUCAGUCGAUGUUGACAGUGAUGGUAAGUUAG
Messenger RNA from Scomber japonicus (chub mackerel), 1578 nucleotides. RefSeq names its product melanoma inhibitory activity protein 2-like. Gene Ontology annotation, cellular component: endoplasmic reticulum membrane; endoplasmic reticulum exit site. Bases 124 to 1578 code for a protein of 484 amino acids. Lineage: Eukaryota; Metazoa; Chordata; Actinopteri; Scombriformes; Scombridae. The transcript has 5 exons. Gene Ontology annotation, biological process: protein secretion; vesicle cargo loading; endoplasmic reticulum to Golgi vesicle-mediated transport. Gene Ontology annotation, molecular function: protein binding. The record is from RefSeq and is a predicted model, not a curated record.